AUGGACAACAAAUUAACACGUUACGAGAAAAUUGCUUUCCUGGGAGAAGGUCAGUUUGCCACAGUUUAUAAGGCUCGUGAUGUCCUAACAGAACAAAUUGUCGCCGUGAAAAAGAUCAAAAUUGGCAGCCGCGAAGAAGCACAGGAUGGCAUUAAUCGUACAGCCUUAAGAGAAAUCAAGUUGUUGCACGAAUUGCAGCAUGAGAACUGUAUUGGACUAUUGGAUGUUUUUGGUCACAAAUCGAAUGUGUCAUUGGUAUUUGAUUUUAUGGACACCGAUCUGGAAAUCAUCAUCAAAGAUCCUAAAAUCAUUCUAACACAAGGUGACAUAAAGGCGUAUAUGGUCAUGACACUGAAGGGUUUGGAAUACUUGCACAUGAAUUGGAUUCUACAUCGAGAUUUGAAACCAAACAAUUUAUUAGUCAACUCAGAGGGGAUAUUGAAAAUUGGUGAUUUUGGUUUGGCGAAAUUUUUCGGUUCACCAUCACGCAUUUACACCCAUCAGGUAGUGACCCGUUGGUAUCGUGCCCCCGAGUUAUUGUUCGGUGCACGUCAAUAUGGCACUGGCAUAGACAUCUGGGCGGUUGGCUGUAUUUUAGCGGAAUUAUUGUUACGCGUACCCUUUCUUGCUGGCGACUCGGAUCUAAAUCAAUUAACGAAAAUAUUCCAAGCAUUGGGCACGCCCACCGAAGAGACAUGGCCAAAUAUAACCAAAUUGCCAGAUUAUAUGCAAUUUGUGCAUUUUCCUGGUGCACCGCUGUCCGAAUAUUUUACAGCUGCUCCUGAUGAUCUUAUACAUUUGGCUGAAAAAUUAUUAGCUUUGGAUCCACAGAAACGUUGUAAUUGUACUGAGGCACUGGAAAUGCCAUACUUCAGAAAUAAACCAGCACCGACAUUGGGUCACAAGUUGCCUUUACCCAGUUCCAAUAAACAAAACGCCGAUGAAAAGCCAAGUUUGAAACGAAAAAUUAUGGAUGCUAUGGAAGGUGUUGGUAAUCCUAAAAAACUUAUAUUCUAA
Molecule: messenger RNA, 1017 nt
Organism: Musca vetustissima
Lineage: Eukaryota; Metazoa; Arthropoda; Insecta; Diptera; Muscidae
Gene: Cdk7
Product: cyclin-dependent kinase 7
Exons: 2
Coding region: 1-1017 (338 amino acids)
Biological process (GO): protein phosphorylation; positive regulation of transcription by RNA polymerase II
Cellular component (GO): transcription factor TFIIK complex; nucleus; transcription factor TFIIH holo complex
Molecular function (GO): ATP binding; RNA polymerase II CTD heptapeptide repeat kinase activity; cyclin-dependent protein serine/threonine kinase activity
Source: RefSeq, a predicted model, not a curated record